Molecule: messenger RNA, 5675 nt
Organism: Lagopus leucura (white-tailed ptarmigan)
Lineage: Eukaryota; Metazoa; Chordata; Aves; Galliformes; Phasianidae
Gene: DUSP16
Product: dual specificity phosphatase 16
Exons: 9
Coding region: 738-2729 (663 amino acids)
Biological process (GO): protein dephosphorylation; negative regulation of MAPK cascade
Cellular component (GO): nucleus; cytoplasm
Molecular function (GO): MAP kinase tyrosine/serine/threonine phosphatase activity; protein tyrosine/threonine phosphatase activity
Source: RefSeq, a predicted model, not a curated record
AGGAGGAGGAGGAGGAGGGAGGUGAGGGACGGCUCCCGCCGCCCGUCCUCCUCUGCCAUGCCCUUCCUCGCCGCCCCCUCACCUCCGUAGGAGAUUCUGCAGCCGGCAGGUCGCUGCCCCGCACCGGCAGCUCUGACCGCCUCCUCCCGGUCUCUCUCUUUUUCAGAUGUCAGUUGUUGCACCAAAAAGCUCAGCUGGAGAAGUGUACCUACUGGUAUAAAAUAGCGUUGCUGUUUUGAAGGGGUGGAUUGGGACACUUGUUGCAGAGAUCAUCUGCUUUGUAACGUCAAGGUGUUUCCUUCAGCUGGCCUUUGUAUGCAGACCACCUUUUGUCCUCUUCAGCCCAUUCAGAAUUUGACUCAAGUGUAGGCUCUCAGUCCAGUGUAAAGAUGAUGGUUGGGAGCAAAGGUAAAGAAUGAUGUAAUGCAGCGGCAUCCAGAAAGCAUCUUUUGUGAGAAUUGUGCAAUGGCUACUCCAGUCAUCUCCUGAUGAAUCAGAUGUGAAGGGUUGCUCUGUGGAAUGAGCCCUUUGUAACGGCACAUCAACUGGAAGCAGGAGGAGACAUUCAGCUGAAGAGCUCUUUCUGAAAAUGGGUUUAACUUUUCUUUUGCCAGUCACUACCAGCAUGACCUCAUACACUUCUAGUACAGUGCUGUGGCUAAGCCUUUGAGUACACAGCCAUUACAUCAUUGCAGCAAAUUAGAGAGGGAGGUGGUGAAAGAGGCCUCAUUGUUGUCAUGGCCGAUGAGAUGAUCAGCACUCAACUCAUUGUCGCCGAGAAGUUGGUGGCUUUGCUGGAGAGUGGUACUGAAAAAUUGCUGCUGAUUGACAGCCGCCCCUUUGUGGAAUACAAUACGUCCCACAUCUUGGAUGCCAUCAAUAUCAACUGCUCGAAGCUUAUGAAGCGGAGGCUGCAGCAGGACAAAGUUUUGAUUACAGAGCUCAUUCAGCAUUCAGCAAAACACAAGAUUGAAAUUGAUUGCAAGCAGGAAGUAGUAGUAUAUGACCAAAGCUCUAAAGAUGUGACCUCUCUCUCACCUGACUGCUUUCUUACUGUGCUCCUGGGCAAACUGGAGAAGAACUUCAUCUCUGUAUAUCUGCUUUCAGGUGGAUUUGCUGAAUUCUCCAGCUGUUUCCCUGGUCUCUGUGAAGGAAAAUCCACGCUUGUCCCUACUUGCAUUUCUCAACCCUGUCUACCAGUCUCUAACAUUGGCCCAACCAGGAUUCUGCCUCAUCUCUAUCUGGGGUGUCAGCGGGAUGUCCUCAACAAGGAGAUGAUCCAGCAGAAUGAUAUUGGAUAUGUACUAAAUGCCAGUAAUACUUGUCCAAAGCCCGAUUUCAUUCCAGAAUCCCAUUUUUUGAGAGUGCCUGUGAACGACAGCUUUUGUGAGAAGAUUUUGCCUUGGUUGGAUAAAUCAGUUGAUUUUAUAGAAAAAGCAAAAGCAUCAAAUGGCCGUGUGUUAGUGCACUGCUUAGCUGGAAUAUCUCGUUCUGCCACAAUUGCUAUUGCAUACAUCAUGAAGAGAAUGGAUAUGUCCUUAGAUGAAGCUUACAGAUUUGUGAAAGAAAAAAGGCCGACCAUUUCUCCCAACUUCAACUUUCUGGGCCAGCUUUUGGACUUUGAGAAAAAAAUCAAGAACCAGAGCGGUCAGCCUGGACACAUCAGCAAGCUGAAACUUCUGCACUUGGAGAAAAGCGGCGAGCACGUGCUGGUGCCAGAGGGGGGGCAGAGCAGCCUCGCCACGAGUCAGCUCUGCAUCACUGCUACCUCAGAGAUCGUAGAACCGAAGCCCGCAGACCCCGGCAACAUGCCAUGCACUCACUUGCCCUCGCUGGAGGACAGCCCACUGGUACAGGGCAUAAAUGGGCUGCACGUCUCCCUAGAUAAGGUAGAAGACAGUAACCGGCUGAAGCGCUCCUUUUCACUGGAUAUCAAAUCUGUGUCCUACUCUGCCACUAGCAGCUGUGUGACUGCAUCAGUGCAGGGCUUCACCUCUUCCGAAGACACCCUGGAGUACUAUAAACAUGCAACAGCUUUAGAGGGAAGCAGCAAGCUGUGUCAGUUCUCCCCUGUGCAGGAGGUCUCAGAGCAGACCCCAGAAGCCAGCCCUGAUAAAGAGGAAGCAAACCCUCCAAAGAAGCCCCAGAAUGCCUGGCAGCUGGAUAGCCAGAGCAAGCGGCACGUGGGGAGAUCCAGCAGCGGUGCAGUCACUCAGCGGGCACUCCUGUACCCGCUGCACCGGAGCGGGAGCAUGGAAGACAACUACCGAACGAACUUCUUGUUUGGGCUCUCCACCAGCCAGCAGCACUUGGCGAAAUCUGCGGCUGGGCUGGGCCUCAAAGGCUGGCACUCGGACAUCUUGGCUCCUCAGACAUCGGCCCCAUCCCUUACCAACAGCUGGUACUUUGCAGCCGAGUCCUCACAUUUCUACUCUGCCUCUGCCAUCUAUGGGAACAGUGCUGCCUACUCUGCCUACAGCUGCAGCCAGCUGCCCACGGGCUGCGAGCAAGCCUGUGCUGUGCGCAGGAGGACGAAGCAGGGCAACCGCGGAGACUCCAGGCGGAGCUGGCACGAGGAGAGUUCUUUUGAAAAGCAGUUUAAACGCAGAAGCUGCCAGAUGGAGUUUGGGGAAAGCAUCAUAUCGGACAACAGAUCCAGAGAAGAACUGGGGAAGGUGGGCAGUCAGUCGAGCUUUUCGGGCAGCAUGGAAAUCAUUGAAGUGUCCUGAGGAACGGUGGACUAGUGUGACUGUAGCGGAGGCGCUCCCCCUCCAGUUCCCUGCAGGUCUGAAAAGGACAAACCCUGCGCAGAAGGGGGAGGGAGGAGACAUGGAGCUUUGGUGGGAGCACAGUGACUAGAUUGAUAGAGCAAGGCAACAAGAGAACAUCCGCAUGAGGAGACUGAGCCUACCAUUGGGGUCUUCUCCUCCCACCCUGGAGAAGGGCAGAACAUUUCAAAGAUUUUCCCCUGACACAGGAAGCAAUUACGUGCAAUGGAUUGCACAUCCUUUCAGUGUUUUCAGAAAGGAAACUCUCUUGGUACCAGACCAUUUCUCUGCUUCCACUGAAACACGCUCCUACCCAUCAAAGCUAGUUUUAUUCUCCCCUCCUCAAGCCCCAAGUCCUCACCAGUGCACCUUAGCUCUGAUGCUGAGCCAACCUCUGGAAGGAGACCUGAGGAGAAAGGAGGCUGGGAGUGAUUCCAAAGGAACUAGGGACUGGUUGCAGCAAGGCUGGUCUGAAAAGACAAUUCAGACAAAUGUAAAUACUGGUGUAACUAUUGUUCUAAUGGAUAGGCUUUAGGUGAUUUUCUAGAGAGCUGCUUCAGAGAAGAAACCAGUACCUCAAAAAUAUAACAGACUAGGGCUUUAUGGCUGCCGGAUGCCGGUAGUCAGUUGGUAAGCAAUGUGAACAAGUAACAACUAGCCACGUUGGAUUUUUUUUAAAGCUGUCUACGCACAAGUGUUUCAGUUGGCCUAGCAGUAAUUCUUAAGACAAGUGAUCUGUAUUUGUGGCCAUUUCCCCCAUUCUUUUGAAACGUAAAAUAAGCAGUGUUUGUAUUUCAGCUAUUAAGCUGGCUUCUGGGAGAGGGACAGUUUGGCUUCUAAGCUGUAAUGGAGCAGUUACCACUUAAGAUGACAGAGAAGUGGCUAGUACAAUGCCACAAAGCCCUCUUCUGGACAAUUAACAAUUCAACAGAUGGCUCUAGAAAAAAGGGGUUGUAAGCUCCCGUGAGCUGGGGUUUUGUUCUGAACUGAGGGCUACCGUACUGGCCUGUUUUUCAUACCCAGCUCCAGUCUACGUGUGGGAUGAGAGUGAUUCAUGGUUUUGUUUUUUUUCCCCCCCACCAUCUUCACCCAGACUGAGGACUCUGAGGCAGAUGCCCGUUUCAGGUUUGCUGACUUCAUUUGAGAAAGAGGUCUGUUCAUGUGUCCAGGGAAAACAGAAAGGGGAACUCCAAAGUCCCAUCUCAUAAUGCAGUGGGAAAGAAACAAGAGUUUGAGAAGACAGCUUUAAUGGAAAGCCUGCUCACCUCCUGCACUUGCAGAUCCAAAGGAACUUCAGUUUUGGCUGCUGUCCUCUGUCCCAGCUUAGGGUCCUGGUUUCCCAGUGUGCUGAUGCAGAAUUUGGCUGCAAUUGCCUCUAGUUGCUCUGCCACGGGCCAGCGUUCUGUUUUCUGAUCUCCACCAACCAAGAAUGUGCCACGGUGAGGAGGUAUUUUUUCCCCACUGCCAGCGAGGUGUUUCAUGGGAGAUGAGGCACGGCCUCCUUGUGUUGUUUUUGACAGAGAACCAGCUGCUUCCCCUGCAGCAUGCCAUUCUUGUGGUAUGUCAGCUGCUGCUGUGCAUGCACAGCGCUGUGCCGAGCUGGCAGUGGGCAAGGAGCGGGAGCAGAUGCGCAGUGCAGAGCUCCGUCUUCCCCCUGGUGCUGGGAUGGAAGCUGCACACGUGUUAGCUUGGGCUUCCCCGAGGCCCCACAGAACGCAGAUGUGGGGGGAAAUAUAUUGUUUUGUCCAAUUUCAGUGCAGGCGGCUGAAAACUGUAAAUCACAUGUAACAAAAACCUACCCCUGGCCAACAGCUUUAAAAAAAAAUUGUCUGCGGCAAACUGAAGCCCUAAUUCAAGUCAGCAGCUUGGGUGUUGUUUUUUUUUUUACUGUAAGUUUAGCUAGUUUGUGACUCAAAUCUCAGGUUUUACUAUAUUGAAAAGCAGAGAAAAUCUCAUCUUUGUUUUGCGGCUAGGAUGUGACAGUUUCCUACAGUGGACUGUAUAAAAUAGCACUGAAAGCUACAGCAUUGAUUAACUUGAUCCUAAAUCGUGCAAAAGACACACAGAGAGGCAGCAAGAGGAUGGGCUGAACCUAGAGGCUGUGUUGGUGAGGUGUGUGAAGUGCCGGAAGAAGGGCAGCGCAGGCAAGGGCAGCCGAUGCUGUGCUGUGAAGUAGGUCAGGCUGGAGCUGCUUGUUAAGCAUACUGCCACUUGGCUGUGUUUACAUAACGAGUGAAAGCAAUUACAUUAUGACUGUUUCCAGCAUAUAUACACACUGAGCGUGUAUAUAUACACAACCAUUUAGUUGUGCUCCUCUCAGGCAGAUUUCAGUAAAGAUCCAUGGCUUUCUUUGAUUUAAAUCACUUAAUGGGGUAAGCGCAAAUAAAUCCCUGCAGGCAGGAACAGAAUUUUCCUGGGUUUUGUGUUCUCAUGUGUGAGAGUGUCCCCACGCUCACAUGAGUGUGUAGAGAGUCCUAGUCUCUUUACACACUCACAUAGGUAUGCUUCAGUUUUUGUGGGUGACUCCUUCUGAGGGACUGAAAUUUGGAUGUCUGGCUCCUAGGGAUUUCCAGUGUGCUGCAGUCACUGCAGGCAUGAAAGCUGUAGGCUCAGAGUGUUGGGGGACAGGUUCCUGUAGGAGGAAGCCGUAAAUCAAUAUCCUGUGCAGGGUGCUGCCCUAUUUCACUUCUCCAGUAGUGUACUGUACCUGAAUGAUGCUGGAAAUGGUUUUUAGAAGGGCAGAACGCGAAAUGGAGGGUGUAAGGGGGGAAUGUGUAUAUGUUCAAUAUGAAUAUAAUGAUCUUUGGUGUAUGGAAGGUGUUUAAAUGGUUCAGAGAGAUGUGAGUUUCUCAUAUUGUGUCAUGAGCAUUACCUGUAUGUUAUGAUGAAAUAAAAUCAUAAAUGGUA